This is a messenger RNA of Racocetra persica, 614 nucleotides long. Lineage: Eukaryota; Fungi; Glomeromycota; Glomeromycetes; Diversisporales; Gigasporaceae. The record is from the annotation of a GenBank genome assembly.
AAGGAAUCUAUCCGUCACUAUCAAUUUUACAACAUACUGCAAAGCCUAGACAAUAUAAAAUACCCGAUAAUUAUAAAAUUAAAACUACCUGGGGAAAACCAAAUAAAGAAAUCACAAUCAUCGCUUCUAUUAAUUAUAUCGAUCAAAAACCAAUCUAUAACAUCAAAUGGGUUAAUAAAAAAACUCAUAAAGAAGAGAAAAUUUAUUCAGAUAAAUCAUCAUCAAAUGCCGCAUCAUUAUUUUCAAAGAAAUAUAAUGAAGGAAAAAAAACUGAAUACUCCGGUCCUGAAAUAUUUGGGUUACAAUUAGAACCUGUAGAAAAAGAAGAUCGGGCCAAUAAAAUUGCUAAAUUGGAAUAUCAAACAUUUGAAGAAAAAUGUAAAGAUCUUUUUCACUCUAAUGAUAAUCCUACUUUACGGUCUAUAAUUUAUGAGCUUCCAAAUCAAAUUUGGACUAUUAAUUAUCAUCCUAAAAAUAAAAUACAAAAUAAACAAGUUGAAGAAAUUGUUUACGCCCUAGACCAAGGAAACAUAUCACAGGAAUCUUAUCGAUCUUUAGCUGCAAUUUCAUAUGAAUUACCUCGAGAAUAUAUAUCCAAACUUGGAAAUAGAUGA